AUGAGCCGCGCGGAAGACCGCAAGAACGCGGCGGGGGUAAUCCAUUAUUCGUUCCUUCGACCUGGGGAGACAAUUACGGCCGAAAAGUACUGCCAGUACAUUAAUGAGAUGAACGACAAUUUAGCGCGCGGUAUGCCAUAUUUACAGCCACCAUUACUCACUCUUAGCUUUUUUAUCAGGAGCCCUAGGGAUUUCUCAGUUGAUUUGCUGCGCCAGAGCAAUGGGAAUCUAACUGGCUUAUUGAUAAUAUUGGAAUCUUUCAAACUGGCGGGGGAAGGGCGCAACCGGGAUCUGCUGAUUCCACUUUUCCAGGAUGACAGCGGGAUUGAUAGUGACGACGCGGAACGUGCGCGUGCGCAGCUUAAUCUUCGUGGUUUAAUACAAUUGACUGAAAGCAGUAGCAGUGAUGAAGAACCUAUGUUAAAGGAACCAUGGAUUCGAACGACAAAGAGGAGAUUUGAUGAGCAAUUGAGAAACAUGGAAGAGGGACGCUUGGAGCGCGAGGUAUUGAUACCGUUGAAGCCUUGGAGGUCGUAUUGUGAUGAUGCGUCACUCCCGAGCACUCCUGAUCGAUCCUCGCCUCCUCUCUACGAAGUGGAACUGACGGCCUCUGAUGAAGAUGAUGACGCGUCUGUCCUGGAGUUAGUGAUACCGGUUCAAACGAGAUAUAGGAUUGGAACCCCUCAAAACGCUAUCGCAGCCAGCAUCUUCUGCAGCCUCCUCUGCUGUUUAUUAGCCCCGGCGAGGCACGUCUGGCAGGCAGAGCUGGCUGAAUGGCGCGGGGCGGCGCCCGAGCCCGUCAGUCGCGCCUCAGCCCCCGGAGAGGUAACACGUGUCCUCGUCCACCCCGCGACUUAUAUAACAAUCCGCACACACAGCCCGCAGCCUCCUACUCCUACAUCGACCCACGCGAUUUACAGCGCUAACUACAUACAACCGAACAGUAACGGAACCCGUGAUACACGCUGCAUCUCAGAGAUUGAGGUGGCCGGGUGCGUGUGGGGUAGGCGGGCCCGGGUGCGGCCGCUGCAGGCUCUGGGUCGUACGGCCGGUAUGCUAGCGACGCAGAGAUCGCAGUCUUGUAACGAGGAAGGAGCGUUCUUUGGUGCGAGGGCGCUCCGACGGCCGCGCGGGAAGGGCAGUGGGAGCCCGCCCUGCUAG
Messenger RNA from Danaus chrysippus (African queen), 1161 nucleotides. The record is from the annotation of a GenBank genome assembly. Lineage: Eukaryota; Metazoa; Arthropoda; Insecta; Lepidoptera; Nymphalidae.